UUUGAUUGUAGAUGGUAACACCAGAUUGAAACCGAUAAACACACACUCUCUCUUUGUCUGUUUCUCACUGCCACCAAAAGGUACUACCCCUGCGACCGCAACCUGUCUUGGAGUGUGGGCGUCCUGCAUUACAGUGAUGAGGUGAAGAUCAUGAGUGAGCUCAUUAGCAUCCAUGAGGCUGGUGGUAAACCCAAGCUGAAGAAAGCCAUUCAGGACAUCCGCUACAUUGGCAAGGGCACGCACACUGACUGUGCCAUCUCAGCUGCGACAGGUCAACUUAUGACUGGCUCCCCCCUCCAAGGGAACAAAUACAUGGUUGUGGUAACAGACGGCCACCCUUUUGAUGGUUACAAGGAGCCGUGCGGGGGAAUCAGCUAUGCUGUCUCUGAGGCCCGGGGGAUGGAGAUCAAGAUCUUUGGGGUGGCCAUCACCCCCGAUCACAUGGACGAUCGCCUCAGUGCCAUAGCAACAGAUAUCAGGUACCGUUACAACCUGUCUGCCACCAGCAAUAACCCUGAGGUGGUGAGGAACACCAUAAACACCAUCGUCUCCACCAUUUACAAGGACUCGGAACCUUUGGGAACUCCAGGAAGACAAGGGGUUGCUGGGAAGCCUGGUAGUCUUGGAGCUAAGGGUACAGCAGGUGACCAGGGACCUCCAGGACACAGAGGAGAAAAGGGAGACAGUGGUCCAACUGGCGACAGAGGUCCAAGAGGCUCAUCUGGACAAAAGGGAGAGAAAGGGCAGAAUGGCGUGGAUGGAAAAGAUGGAAUGAUGGGGGAGCCAGGAAUGGUUGGCUUGUCAGGCUGCAAAGGAGAUGAUGGAACAGAGGGUGAGCCAGGCCCUCCAGGACAAAGAGGAGACCCAGGCUCAUUUGGAAGUCUGGGUGAAAAGGGAGAAACUGGACCAGCUGGAUCUCCAGGACUGCCUGGGGUACCUGGACCCACUGGAAAAAAGGGUGAUCCAGGCUCAUCUGGCACAAGAGGCAACAAGGGAGACAGGGGUGAUGAUGGUGAUUUUGGUGCUUCAGGGUCUCCUGGAUCAGAGGGUGGGAAAGGGGAGAAGGGUCUAAGGGGACCUCCUGGGAUCCGGGGCGGACCAGGCGAGAAGGGUGAAUUUGGGCCUCCAGGGGCCCAGGGACAUGAGGGCCCAUCGGGGGAAAUAGGAGCAGUGGGUGCAAAUGGAGUUUCUGGUCUUAAAGGUUACAAGGGAGAACCAGGCCCUGCAGGAUCUGAAAGUGUCAAGGGUUCCAGAGGUUUGCCGGGCCCCCCUGGAGAACGUGGUCCAGUAGGAGAGAGGGGAGAAGAUGGUGUUCCAGGUGAAGGUCAGCCAGGAUACGCAGGAUUCCAGGGAUUCCCUGGUCUAAGAGGACCAGCUGGAUCAAAGGGUAUCAGAGGCUUCCCAGGCAUGAAGGGGGAUGCUGGGCUGCCUGGAGACCGUGGUGAUGAUAACAACCUCCCAGGACAAGAGGGGCCCAUUGGACCGAGGGGAUAUCCUGGCUUAGAAGGAGAGCAAGGAACACCAGGACCAGUGGGACCCAGGGGUCCAGAUGAGUGUGAGAUUCUGGAGGUCAUUAAAAAACUAUGCUCUUGCUGUGAGUGCGAGUGUGGUCCAGUGAAGCUCCUGUUUGUGCUGGACAGCUCGGAGAGUAUCGGCCUCCAGAACUUCACUCUCGAGAAGGAGUUCAUCAUUCGUGUCAUUAACAAGAUCACAAAGCUCAGCAAGAACAAGAAUGAGCCUGGCUCUCGUGUGGGUGUUGUCCAGUACAGCCAUGAGGGGACGCAGGAGCUGGUGUCUAUGGGUGACCCCAAAAUCACCUCAAUCUCCCAACUCAAAAGUGCAGUGAAGAAUAUGCGCUGGAUUGCUGGGGGUACCUACACAGGUGAAGCACUGGACUUUGCUAGCAAGGCAUUUAGCAACUCCCAACUUGACCACAAGGUGGCGAUCGUGUUGACUGAUGGCAGGUCGGACACACGGGACACAAAGCCACUGUCAUCUUUGUGCAGCGUACCCAACAUCAGAGUGCUGGGUAUAGGCAUUGGCGACGUGUUCCGCAGGGCUCCUUAUCACACUAUGCUGGAGAAGAUAACCUGCCUGGAGACGUCCACACCAGGAGUUUACCUGAAGAUCCCAGACCACUCCCAGCUUCUGGAGGAGUCCCUCUUCGAAAAUGUCACCAGCUAUGUCUGUCAAGACAAAAAGUGUCCAGACUACUCAUGCCGAGCUGACUUCAAGGAGUCGACUGACAUCAUUUUCGUGCUUGAUGGGUCCUCCAGUGUGGGCCAGCGGAACUUUGAACGGUCAAGAGCAUUUGUGGGAAACAUGGCCGACCGGCUGCUGUCUGCAGACUAUUCCGGACACCUGCGCCUCUCGGUCGUGCAGUACAGCGGGGCCCAGCAGCAAAGAGUGGAAGUCUCCUUCACCAGCAGGGUGGAGGACGUGCUGACCCGACUCCAGUCUGUGCGUUUCAUGGACAGCGCCACAGACCUCCCGGCUGCCCUUGGCUUCUUAACCAGCACCGUGCAGAGAGAGGGUCGGCCCGGGGUUCCCAAGAAAGUGGUGAUCUUCACGGACGGGAGGUCUGUGUCCACCGCCCAAGCUGAUAUACCCAGGGCUGCUGCUGCCGCUCUGGGGCAGAACAUGCAGGUGUUCGCCCUGACUGUGGGAGAGAUUGUGAACGAGACAGGAGUGUGUCAGCUGGUUACCGGGCUGGCCAGUGGCUACAGUUAUGAGGCUGUGGACCGCAGAGUCCACCGACUGGCACACUACACUGACCUGGCCAGCCGGGUGGUCAUGCAAAGUCUCGCCAAAAAAUUGGUUAAAGCCUAAAUGGCUUUAACAUGCAGGCAUGUAUUAUCAUCUUAAUAACUACUGGUAUCAAAAUUGAGAAUGCUAAUAAAAAAAAUGCUAAUGAAAUAAUUCUGUGACACAGGCUGCCUUUUAAGGGUAACUUGUGACUGCAUACAAUGUAUUGAUGUGGUGUGUUUGUGCUUGUUAAAUACAGGAACUAGACCAUGAGAUUUCAUUUAUGCUCUAGACUAAUAAUUGAAUAACAGGUCUUACCUAAAUAAACAGUAUUUGAAAGUUGUUUUGCUUAUUGUGUGGUGAGUAAUACUAUAAUUUAAAUAUGAAAGAAAUAUUCAUUUGAGGUUUUGUGAUUUUAUAUAGAUACAUUUGCCUACAUGAAACCACUAUCAUCAUGGAUCUAUGAGUAACCCAUGAAAGAUAUUGGCAUGUAAAAAUACACUGGAAGACAGCAUUAAAUAAAUGUGAUGUGGAAAAAUAAA
Molecule: messenger RNA, 3287 nt
Organism: Clupea harengus (Atlantic herring)
Lineage: Eukaryota; Metazoa; Chordata; Actinopteri; Clupeiformes; Clupeidae
Product: collagen alpha-1(VI) chain-like
Exons: 31
Coding region: 151-2829 (892 amino acids)
Source: RefSeq, a predicted model, not a curated record